AUGCUUGGCAUGGUUUUUGCUAUACAUGAGAUAAACCAAAAUAAGAAACUCUUACCCAACAUCACACUGGGAUUUAGGAUCCAUGAUUCCUGUUAUGCAGAAAGCAGAGCAACCUGGGGUACUCUGUCCCUUUUAUCAGGGACACAAAUACCAGUCCCUGGUUAUGUCUGCAAAUCACAUCCGCUUCUAGCAGGUAUCAUUGGAGAACUGAUGUCAACAUUGUCAAUUUCUGUGGCUAGGAUUCUGGGCAUCUAUAAUUUCCCACAGAUUAGCCAUGGAUCAGUGAUUUCUUCUUUAAGUGACAAAAUCCAGUUCCCUUCUUUUUUACGUACUGUACCCAAUUAUCUGUUUCCAGAUAGUGGAGUUGCAAAGUUACUUUGGCACUUAGGGUGGACGUGGGUAGGAAUUUUAACUAUAGAUAAUGAGAUGGGUGAGUUUGGUGGCCAGUAUUUAAAAAUGGAAAUUUUAAGAUUGGGAACAUGUGUUGAUUUUAUGGAAAGAGUUCAUGUUCAGCAUUCCAAGGAACGACUUUUGAAAGUUGUUGAAUUAGUCAAGAUAUCUACAGUAAAUGUUAUAAUUAUAAACAGUGAUGAAAUCCAUGCAAGGGCAUUCCUCGAAGCUCUUUAUUUACAAGACAUUACUGGGAAAGUGUUAUUGUUCACAGCUGCCUUUACAGUCACACCGGGUCUUUUACCAAAGGAAGCUAGAAUCAUAAUGAAUAACACUUUAGGACUCAUUCCCUUCUCAGGAACCAUGCCUGGCUUUAAAAACUUCCUCCGGGGACUGAAUCCUUCAACAUCCAAGGAUGAUAUUUUUAUGAAACCAUUCUGGGAGAAAGUGUUUGCUUGUAAAUGGCAGGAGAACAAAAGUUCUGUUGCAGCAACUCCACAUGAGAUAAAUACUGAAAGUGCAUUCUGCACAGGCAUUGAAAUGGUAGAUGAAACAAUCAUUGAUUAUUUUGAAUUAAAUGAUCUCAGUUACACCUAUCAUGCUUAUCUUGCAGUUUAUGCAUACGCCUCUGCACUGAGCAACAUAAUUUCAUGCAGUUCUGGUAAUAACAAAACAUGUUCUCCUGGAGACAGGGCUAGAAUUAAUGACAUUCAACCUUGGCAGGUUUUGCACACUGUUAAAAAGGUCCACCUAUAUUCAAACACUGGGGAAGAAAUAUAUUUUGAUGAAAAUGGUGAUGCAGUGAUUAUGUAUGAAAUCAUGAAUAUACAGAUAUUACCAGAUGAUGCAUUUCAUCUGGUGAAGGUAGGAAGAAUGGAACCUAAGGCUCCUGUUGGAAAAGAAAUCAGCAUCAAUGUGAGUGCUAUUUUGUGGAAUGAAAAAUUCACUGAGGUUCCAAGAUCUGUCUGUAGUGAAAAUUGCCUUUCAGGACAAAGGAAAAUCUUUAGGGAGGGCCAGCCAGUUUGCUGCUUUGAUUGUACAACAUGUUCUGCUGGAGAAAUAACAAAUAGCACAGAUUCUCCAGACUGCUGGAAGUGCCCAGAAGAUCAAUGGCCUAAUGAAAGACAUGAUGCCUGCAUCCCAAAAGUGAUUGAAUUCCUAACAUAUGAGGAGCCCCUGGGUUUGACUCUUGCUAUCAUUGCUCUGUUCAUGACUCUGCUGAAUGUCUCAGUCCUGGGGAUUUUUGUUAAACACAGAGACACACCAAUAGUCAAAGCCAACAACCGUGAACUCAGUUACCUACUUCUUCUUGUACUCAUGCUGUGUUUUCUCUGCUCUUUAAUAUUUAUUGGUUAUCCAACUGCAACAACUUGCCUGUUUCGGCAGACCAUAUUUGGUAUAGUUUUUUCCAUUAGUGUCUCUUUGGUUCUGGCAAAAACUAUUAUUGUAGUCAUUGCUUUCAAAGCAACAAAACCUGACAGUAAGCUCAGAAAAUGGAUGGGGUCCUCACUGCCCAAAUUAGUAAUCUGCUUUUGCUCCUUUGUACAAAUUAUUAUAUGUGCUGCUUGGUUGUUAAGCUACCCACCCUUUCCAGAACACAAUACAAAAUAUACAAAUGGGAAAAUAAUAAUAGAGUGCAAUGAGCACAGUGCUGCUUUUUUCUAUUGCAUGCUGGGGUAUCUAGGAAUGUUAGCUGUUGUGUGCUUUAUAGUUGCUUUCCUAGCACGGAAUUUACCAGAUACCUUCAAUGAAGCCAAAUACAUUACUUUUACUAUGCUAGUAUUUGUUUGUGUUUGGCUGUCUUUUAUCCCUGCAUACCUGAGCACACAGGGUAAAUACAUGGUUGCAGUAGAGAUAUUUGCAAUCUUAACCUCUAGUGCCGGAUUACUCAGCUGUAUAUUUUUUCAGAAGUGUUACAUUAUUUUGUUUCAACCACAGAAAAAUACAAAAAGACAAUUAAUAGGCACAUUUCAGUGA
This is a messenger RNA of Protopterus annectens (West African lungfish), 2367 nucleotides long. RefSeq names its product extracellular calcium-sensing receptor-like. The record is from RefSeq and is a predicted model, not a curated record. NCBI's taxonomy places the organism in Eukaryota, Metazoa, Chordata, Ceratodontiformes, Protopteridae. Gene Ontology annotation, biological process: G protein-coupled receptor signaling pathway. Gene Ontology annotation, cellular component: membrane. The transcript has 5 exons. Bases 1 to 2367 code for a protein of 788 amino acids. Gene Ontology annotation, molecular function: G protein-coupled receptor activity.